Melampsora larici-populina 98AG31 is the source of this 183-nucleotide messenger RNA. RefSeq lists its product as uncharacterized. The annotation marks the transcript as partial. The transcript is spliced from 2 exons. The record is from RefSeq and is a predicted model, not a curated record. Lineage: Eukaryota; Fungi; Basidiomycota; Pucciniomycetes; Pucciniales; Melampsoraceae. Gene Ontology annotation, biological process: regulation of DNA-templated transcription. Gene Ontology annotation, molecular function: DNA-binding transcription factor activity; sequence-specific DNA binding.
CCGGCUUUCCUCACCAAACUAUUCACAAUGGUGAAUGAUUCAGAGACCAAUCAUCUCAUUAGAUGGUCCGAACCAUCUGGUGACUCUUUCUUUGUCGUCUCAUCUGAACGAUUCGGACGUGAACUUUUACCAAAAUAUUUCAAGCACUCCAAUUUCGGUUCAUUUGUUAGACAACUUAAUAUG